CCCUCCUCCUCGUUCCUUGUCCCUGACGGCUGGCGAUUCAUUGAUUGACAUUGCCACCCAGACAAAAGCCUCGCCAUCACACCCAGCUCGAGUCUCUGUUCUUCAGAGAACAAACAAGGCGCCCUAGCGCCCUACUCUCUCGGCCCCUCGCUUCCAACUCUUGGCUUCCUUCAUUACCCCACACAAGCUCAUCGUGCUACAUACGACUCCUGAAGCCUAUCCUUUGAACACCACAGGCGACCCGCGCCCGACUUCGACUCCUCUGCUGUGGACAUAUCAUCUUCGUCUUCAUCAUUCCAUACCCUCACUGCUACCACUACCAAGCACAGCACCCAUUGCCACCUUGAUUAUUAGCCACAUCCCAAUAUGCUCGCCUCCAUCUCGAGGCCACUCUCCUUGGCAGCUGCGGCUGUUACCCUCUGCACGUCGGCAUCGGCGAACAGCCACGUCUUUCCUCCCGUUGACACGAGUGAAUGGGCCUUCAGCGAUCAUUACCUGUGGGCUCGUCAGUCGCAGGGCAUCGGUGGUGAUGGCACUGAUCAGCCACCGGGGGUCCCGUUUCUCCCCGACAUCCCAUUUGCAAUGAACGACUCCUUCCCGUACUCGCCACCCUUCUACCCCACGCCCAAUGCCUCUGGGCAGGGCAUCUGGGCCGAGCCUGUCCGCAAGGCUCGCGAAUAUAUCCAGUCUUUCAACCUCACGCAGCGAGUCCAGCUCGUUACUGGCGUCGGCUGGCAGCAAGGACCCUGCGUAGGCAACAUCGCAGCCAUCCCAGAAGUCGGCUUCCCCGGCCUCUGCUUGCAGGAUUCCCCCCUUGGUGUGCGCUUCGCCGACAACGUCAACGUCUGGCCUACCGGCUUGACCACUGCCGCCACGUUCAGCAGCGAUCUGGCUUACCAGAGAGGCAAGGGCAUGGGUCGAGAGCACAAGACAAAGGGCGUUAACAUUCAAUUAGGACCUGGCAUGAACCAUCAUGCAUUCGCAGCAGGAGGCCGUAAUUGGGAGAUGGGAGGCGCAGACCCUUACCUUUCGGGAGAGUCUGCCUACCACACCAUCAAGGGCAUGCAAGAAUCUGGCGUCCAGGCAUGUGCCAAGCACUACAUUGGCAACGACCAGGAACACUUCCGUAACGAAGGCUCGGUCAACAUCGAGGCUCGCGCUAUGAGGGAAAUCUACCUGCACCCCUUUAUGCGCUCCGUCCAAGCCGAUGCCGCCACUCUCAUGGCUUCAUACAACCUGCUCAACAAUUCGUGGUCAGCGCAAAACUCAUAUCAGCUCAACGAAGUGCUCUACACCGAGCUCGGUUUCCAAGGCGCCGUAAUCAGCGACUGGGGAGCGCAGCAUUCCGGUGUCGCCUCAGCUAAUGCUGGGCUCUCGAUGACGAUGCCCGGUGACGAGCUCUGCUGCUUCACCGGACAGAACUCAUCAUUCUGGGGCCGCAAUCUCACUGAAGCCGUCAACAACGGCACCGUCGCCGCAUCCCAGCUCGAGAACAUGGGCGUUCGUAUCCUUGCUGCCUGGUUCCUUCUCGGCCAGGAUGACCCCGACUACCCGAAGCCGAACUUCGACUCUUUCGAUCUGAGCACUCCCAUCAACAAGCACGUCAAUGUCAACAAGCUCUACAAUACACAGGAGCUUCGCAGGCACAUCGCUUCGGCUGGAACGGUUCUCGUCAAGAAUGAAAAGAAGAAGAAUGGCUACCGCGCUCUCCCUCUCAAGAAGCCCAACGGCCAUACCCCCAAUCAUUUGGCUGUCCUUGGAUCAGACGCUGGGCCUGCCUUCCUCGGCGCCAAUGGUAUCGCAGACCGCGGUGGGGUAGAUGGCACGCUCGGCAUCGGAUGGGGCAGUGGUUCGGCAGACUACAGCUACCUCAUCUCUCCCUACGAGGCAUUGCAAGGUCGAGCCGUCUUUGACGGUACGGCCUUCUCGUGGAGCUUUGACGACUACAACCUGAAGCAGGCCAAGAAGAUCAGCGACGAGCGCAUCGGCAUUGACGCUGCUGUGGUCUUCCUUCAGUCAGACAGUGGAGAAGGCUACAUUACCGUCGACGGCAACGCGGGCGACCGUAAUAACCUCACGGCAUGGCACGCCGGCGAUGAGCUGGUCAAGGCCGUCGCCUCCGUCCAGUCGAACACGAUCGUCGUCAUGCACUCCCCGGGCCAGAUGGACGUCGAAGCUUGGAUCGAGAACCCUAAUGUCACCGCAGUGAUCUUCGCGCAUAUGCCCGGCGCCGAAUCUGGCAACUCGAUCCGCGACGUCCUCUACGGCGACUACGUGCCUAGCGGUCGUUUGCCGUACACCGUAGCGAAGAAUCGCACUGACUAUGAGUCCGAGGUGACGUACGUCAACCGCUCCGCACCUGGCGUUGCACCGCAGCUCAACUACACGGAUGGACUACUCGUUGACUACCGACACUUUGAUGCCAAGAACAUCACCCCGCGCUUUGAGUUUGGGUUCGGCUUGAGCUACACGAGCUUUGAGAUUGGAGAGGCGCACGGCGAGUGGAUCAAUGGCGACCACAACUCGAAGCGCAACAAUGAUGGGCAUGGCAAGGAGCACGGCAAGAGCCACGGUCACCCGGGGAAGAGCUACGACGACCAAGUUGGGCACGACGAUGGCAACUCUCCGCCCAACACCAUCCCAACCCAGUCUCCUUUCGUGGGCACGAAAGUUCUGCCCGCCUCUCUCUUCAAGGACGUCUACAAGCUGACAUUCAGCAUUCGUAACACCGGAGACUACGAUGGUCACGAGGUACCACAGGCCUACCUCCGCUUCCCCGCUUCGGCGGGAGAGCCGCCCAAGGUGCUGCGCAAAUUCGACCGCGUCUUCGUGCCCAAGGGUGAGACAAAGGAGGUCACGUGGAUUUUCAAUGCGUACGACUUCUCCCAUUACAGUGCGAAGCAGCACAAGUGGAUCCGAUCGGAGGGGGAGUAUGAGAUCCUGAUCGGGAAGAGCAGUCGGAAGAUUAAGAGGAAGGUCAAGGUUGAGGGGGUAAAGCAGAAGACGACAUGAGGGGAGAAGGUUGUAGCUGAACGGACUUUUGCUGCUCUAUGAGCACACGCAUUCUUGUUUUCCUUCCCUUCCAUUAUCCACUUGUAAAUUUCCUCUUCGAGCCGACCGAAUCCUUCGGAUCAAUCCAAUCGCCAUCAUCAUGAUUCACCUCCCUCUGAUCAUACAGACCGUACGCACGUCGGCUAUCGAAGCCCGUCGCAUUGACUAUGGCAGCCCAGCAAUGAGUGGCCUCGGUAGCUUGGCAUUCUCGAUCAAGAAGGGGGUCGAGUGAGAGGGCCAAGGAUAGCGUCCUUUCUGGGUCGCAGACGAAGAAC
Jaminaea rosea is the source of this 3326-nucleotide messenger RNA. Its product is annotated as glycoside hydrolase. Gene Ontology annotation, biological process: glucan catabolic process. NCBI's taxonomy places the organism in Eukaryota, Fungi, Basidiomycota, Exobasidiomycetes, Microstromatales. The record is from RefSeq and is a predicted model, not a curated record. The transcript has 2 exons. Bases 367 to 3012 code for a protein of 881 amino acids. Gene Ontology annotation, molecular function: beta-glucosidase activity.